AUGGAAGAGUCUGUUUCUAAAAAAGACAGCGAUCUCUUCGAAAAAUUAGAGUUCAACCCUACCAAAGAUCACCUUUCUGAGGCGGUCGACGAAAACUAUCAGCCCUCAGAAAAAUCGGUGGAAGAUCAAAAGCAUUUUGUGCACGAGUCUGAACAAGACAUUGAUAUCAAAGUCGUGAAUGAACUUGCCAGUCUCGAAGAUGAUCCUACUUUACCAUGUUUAACGGUUCGCGCCCUUGUUGUUGGUUCUCUUUUGGCGUGCCUUAGCGCAUCCGUGUACCAACUGAUGUUGUUCAAGCCCGUAGGCUUACCCUUGACAAAUACCUUCAUGCUAAUGGUCGCCUACGUUGUCUGUCAUGCAUGGGCCCGACUACUUCCUAGUGGAGGCUGGUUAAAUCCUGGCCCUUUUAAUGUCAAAGAACACACCUGCAUCUACGUGCUUGUCUCCUCCGCUAAUACUUCGGCUUAUGCCACUUAUAUUCUGUCAGCUCAAGAGCUGUAUUACAACGAUACUCCCAAUGCGGCUGGUUCCAUCUUUUUACUCUUUGCUACCCAAUUGGUGGGCUACGGUAUUGCUGGUCAAUUGCGUCCCUUCUUGGUCUACCCAGCCAACAUGAUCUGGCCCACAUCGCUUCCCACCGUCUCGUUGUUACGAACGCUCAAUUCCGACCGGGCAGAAGCAAAAUGGCGUACACGCUUUUUCUUUAUCGUUUUCGGAUGCGUGUUUAUUUACGAGUUUAUUCCUCAAUACAUGUUCCCUCUCUUGGGCGGCAUCUCCAUCUUUUGUCUGGCCAAGCGGGACUCGCCCUGGUUUCAGCGUCUUUUCGGCGGAUUGGCGGUAAAUGAAGGUCUCGGUAUCCUACAGUUCAGCUUUGACUGGAAUUACCUGUCUUAUUUCAAUCCAUUGGUGUUGCCACUUUGGGUCCAGAUGAACAUUUACGGUGGUGUUCUGUUACUGUGGUUACUUGCGCCUUUAUUGUACUAUUACAACGUCUGGGAUGCCCAAAGCUUCCCUUUCUUGUCCAAUUCUAUUUUUGCCCUCAAUAGCACCACCGGUGAAUCCGAGAUUUAUCCACAGCACAAGGUUCUAAACCCAGACAAUUCCUUGAACCAAACACUUUUGGAACAAGUCGGCAAUCCUCGCUUCUCGACCAUUUUUGCCGUUCAAUACAUCUUUAUCAAUUUUGGUGUCACGGCUUCCAUUACCCAUAUUGCUUUGUUCUACGGAAAGGAGAUAUGGCAAAGCAUUCGCCUCACCAAGGCAAGCGUCAAGAACAACAAUGACGACCCGCACAUGCGAUUAAUGCAAGCGUAUAAAGAAGUUCCCAACUGGUGGUACUACAUUGUAUUUAUCCUUGGUAUCGCUGUUAACAUUGGUUUGGCCUACGCCAAUCACAGUCAGUUACCGUGGUGGGGUGUGAUUCUUGCUAUUGCCCUUUCGACCUUUUUGUCGUUGCCGAUUAAUAUGAUCUCUGCUAUUACCGGCACUGGUUUCGGUCUGAAUGUGUUUGCCGAAAUGAUUUGCGGUUUUGUCCUUCCUGGACUGCCGGUUGCCAACAUGUACUUCAAGACACUUGGUUUCAAUACUCUGAAUCAAGCCGGUGUGAUGGCGAGCGAUUUGAAAAUUGGCCAUUAUCUGAAGAUCCCUCCGCGCAUGGUGUUCCUGAACCAGAUGAUUGGUACCGUCAUUGGUUGUAUCUUCAAUUACAUUGUCAAUUAUAGCGUCGUGAACAACGAGAGAGAAAUCCUUUUGGAUCCUGUCGGCAGCAAUAUUUGGAACGGAGCGUCACCACAGACCAUUAAUUCCGCCGCUAUUACUUGGGGCGCUAUUGGACCGAUGGUGAUGUUCGGCCCUAACAGUAUGUACUAUAUCAUUCUUUGGGCUUUCCUUAUCGGUCUUGCCUUGCCUGUUCCUUGCUGGUUGCUGCACCGACGUUUCCCCAAAGCUGGCUUCAACUUGGUUAAUAUUCCAAUGAUUCUCGUUGGUUUAUGCGUGGUACCUGGUUCGGCUUCCUCUUGGGUCACCGUGUCAUUUAUCAUCAUCUUGGUCACCCAAGGCUACAUCAAACGCCGAUAUCGAGAGUGGUUUGUCAAGCACAACUAUUUGAUCUCGACAGCCUUGGAUUCCGGUACAUCUCUCAUGCUCUUCAUUAUUGCUUUUGCUUUGAACGGCGGUGCCAACGGCAAGAUCUAUCCAUUCCCUGAUUGGGCCGGCAACCGACAGGACCUCAAAUACGUCGAUUAUUGCUGUGCCGACUGCAAUUAA
Messenger RNA from Radiomyces spectabilis, 2265 nucleotides. Its product is annotated as OPT family small oligopeptide transporter. Gene Ontology annotation, molecular function: oligopeptide transmembrane transporter activity. The coding region runs from base 1 to 2265 and encodes 754 amino acids. Gene Ontology annotation, biological process: transmembrane transport. Lineage: Eukaryota; Fungi; Mucoromycota; Mucoromycetes; Mucorales; Radiomycetaceae. The record is from RefSeq and is a predicted model, not a curated record. The transcript is spliced from 4 exons.